AUGGUGGUGGUGGGCAUUGUGGGCCCCCAGAAGAGUGGCAAAAAGGCAGCUGCGGCGAUCCUGCGGGAAGUGCACGGCUCGAGCAUUGUGGAGUUAGCCAGCUUUGCAAAUCGGGAAGUGAAAAGUGGAUCAAAAAAUGGCCAAGUCCGGGGCCUUAAGAGGGGCCUUUGUUCCGAAAUGAUUGAAGAAGAUGGACAAGAAGAAGAAGAAGAAGCAGCAAGCCCAAAGACUGCAGAAGCAGCAGCAGCAGUAGCAGCAGUGGAAUACUGUACGUACAGCUGGCCUGCAGCAGAUUCCUACUUUGGGGGAUGCAGAGGCCCGAGCUUCACUUCUCUGCCAAGUGCUCGUAGCAUGCAACAUUGGGACAGUAGCUUCGUGGUGUUGGGCUUCGAGACACUGGAGCAGGUGAAGAUCUUCAGAAAACGGCCUAUCUUUGUGCUGCUCGCCGUCGACGCGCCCAUUCUCACUCGGCUGGAGCGCGCAGCAGCGACUGACGUUUCUGCCUUUUUGGCUCAGGAAGACAAACUUAUGUUCGGAACAGACACGGAAAAAGCCGGAAACGGAAUUUAUGCCUGCAUGCGCCAAGCAGACGCAAUCGUUUUAGGUGAUGGGGAUCUGUGGUCUCUCAAACAGAAACUGCUCAGGCUCGAUUUGGCCAACCCCGAUCGCCACCGCCCCUGUUGGGACGCAUAUUUCAUUCGGCUGGCUUCGCUGGCUGCGAGCCGUGCGAAUUGCCUGAAGCGAAGAGUCGGCGCUAUCGUCGUCCGCAGCAACCGGCUGGUGUCCACUGGCUACAACGGCACCCACUCAGGUGCAAGAAACUGCCUCGAAGGAGGCUGCCGAAGAUGCAGAGACAGCGAAGUCCAUGCGGGCAGGCAGCUGGAGGCCUGCUGCUGCAUUCACGCUGAGGCCAAUGCCUUGCUGGAAGCAGGCAGGGAACGCUGUCUCGGAGGAACUCUCUACGUGACGUGCCUGCCCUGCUUGAGCUGCGCCAAGCUGACGAUCCAAGCUGGCAUUGAUUGCGUUGUCUACGCGGAGUCUUACGACGCGAAAAGCGGCUCGCUGGAUUUGUUAAGCGACGCGGGGCUGGAAGUCUACAGAUUCGCGGACCGCUACCCUUCAACUCCGCAUACUAUUGCAGCAUAUGCAGAUUGA
Eimeria necatrix is the source of this 1155-nucleotide messenger RNA. RefSeq names its product deoxycytidylate deaminase, putative. The record is from RefSeq and is a predicted model, not a curated record. Gene Ontology annotation, molecular function: catalytic activity. Bases 1 to 1155 code for a protein of 384 amino acids. The transcript has 11 exons. Lineage: Eukaryota; Apicomplexa; Conoidasida; Eucoccidiorida; Eimeriidae.